AGAGAGAAAACCGGCGGAGAAAAUUGUGUACGAGGCUACGAGGGAGAAGUGUCGUACCCUUGUCUGACACUGCAAGGACUCCAACUCGACCAAUACAAGAGCACUGCGUCUGAGCGACACCCCUUUCCUUUCCGAUCUCUUUACGGGCGGGAAGUGCUCGAAUGGGAAAGCCAGACUACCCCCCAUUCAAUGAGCAUACGAACGAGCCGUGAGCAUUAAAUAAGAAACCCUGAAUCACAGCGACUGAGACAUGGAAGAGGUCUAGAGAGAGAGAGAGAGAAAGAGGGAGAAGAUAUGGCUUGUAAGAUGGAAACAUGCAAGGAAUGCAUCAAAAAAUGCUUGUCGCUUCAUGGGAAGAGAGAUUCAUCACCUCUUGCUACUUCCUUUUUCAAAGUCAUGGUUGGCGAUAAAUUCAAAGAAGUAUUGUUCUUACCUCCUAAAUUUGUCCGCGAAUUAGCAUCCCUGGUUGGCAAGAAAACUUGCCUUGAAGACUCAAAUGGAGAACGUUGGAAGGUAAAUGUAUCAACUGUUGAUGGUUCAUUAGCUUUUCAGCAAGGAUGGGAUAAAUUUGCAUCAGACCAUUCUCUGCAAGAGGGAUAUUUUUUGGUGUUCAGUUACAUUAUUGGCUCACAUUUUGUAGUUAAGAUAUUUGAUAAAAGUACAUGUGAAAAGUUAAGUUUCUCUGAGAGAACAAAUGUGACUACAAAUGGAACUACUGGAAAAAGAAAAAGAGCCAAGUCGAAACACCCCUCUGAUGGUUUUCCUACAGAAGCCAGAAAAUCUGCCCCUACAAAUGGCCCAUGCAAAAUAAUUGACCGGGUUUCAAUUAAUGAGCAGGGGUCAAGUUCUACAGUUAUUUCAUCUGAUAUUGAAAUAAUUGAAUGUGAUGCUAAAGACAUGGAGAAAGUACCAGUGGCCAAUGGCAAUAAAAGGCCCCAAGAUCUUCCAAAAGUAGACUGUGCAGAAGUACCAUACUACAUGAUUGAUAGAAAUUCAAUAACUGAACAAGGAGAAAGCUUCUCUCUUUUUGACCUCUCUAAAUUUGAAAUGUUAGGGAGUACAUCUGAUUGUAAGAAAAGUAACAAAAUUUCAGUGAAUGUUGAGAAAGAAAAAUGUCCCUAUGGUGAUGAGAGAUCAGAAAUUCCUCCGGCUCCAUUGGAGCAAGGUAGAGUGGACAAAAAUCCAGUGGCUGAUGAAAGCUCAGAAAGACCUCAAACCUUAUUGGAGGAAGGCAGAUUUCAUAAUGAUCCAGUUGCUGAUACAAACAGAGCGGCUCCUUUUGACGGAUCUGGUUUCAAAAUGUCUGAGGAAAAAUGGAAUGCUGAAGAUAUGCCCAGGGUACCACAGAUUACAGAAUCCUGUUACCAGAAUAGCCCUACGCUGCCUCAGACCACGUGCUUAGUGGACCUUGUGGAAAAUGAGAGGGGGAAUGAGAUUUUGAAUAGAGCCAUCAACCAAGGAGCAGGGAAAUGCCCAGAGAGAAAAUCUCAAGAGGAACAUACUCCCUUUGUUGGAAUCAGUAGAAGUAUUUGUCCGAUUACUUGGACUUCUGAUCAUUCAGUUACUGUAGCAGGGAAGAAGCUGCCAAGGGUGGUUAAAGAAGAGCAUGUGGAAAUAACUAAAGAAGUUCAUGCGGCAAAGGAGCCCAAAGUUAUUAAAGAGGAAUUUGAAGAGAAUGCUUAUUCCACUUUAAAAGAUCAAGUGAAAGUUUGCAAGAUGGUGAAAACAGAAAUUGUGGAUUCAAUUGAUCUCCCAUCACCCAACCUGGGUGAUUUCUGCAUUCCAGUGUCAACAGUUACACAAUCUUGGCUUGAAUUGCCAAGAGAAACACAGCCACUUGCCUACAGAGUGAGGUCAAGAACAGAAAGGAAGAUUAUAUUUCUUCAAGAUUCAGCCAUGAGAGUGUGGCCUGUCCUUUACCAUGAAAGACCUGGAUUUAAAGUGUUGGCAAGUGGAUGGGAAGCUUUUGCCGAGGCAAACAACAUUCAACAAGGAGAUGUCUGCGUUUUUGGUCUUAAAAAUGAAUCAGAAGGUUUGUAUCAAGUACGCGUUGCUAAAAAGUAAGACCAAACUGCAAUGACAGGAAGGCUUGUCUUGUCAAAUAUGUAUAAAUACAGACAAAUUUUUAAUAUCACAGAUUUCUUAAAAGAUUGAUCAGUUAUACUGCAAGGUUUUCCUGGAAACACAGGUUUUGUAUCUGACUAGAAAAUAUAUGGCUUGGGCUUUUGAAGUCUAAUUAGUAAAUUGCUUUCCAAGUACA
Nelumbo nucifera (sacred lotus) is the source of this 2260-nucleotide messenger RNA. Its product is annotated as B3 domain-containing protein Os01g0905400-like. The record is from RefSeq and is a predicted model, not a curated record. Gene Ontology annotation, molecular function: DNA binding. Lineage: Eukaryota; Viridiplantae; Streptophyta; Magnoliopsida; Proteales; Nelumbonaceae.